GGCUGACACAGGCUCUUAAAACCAGACGGGCCAGCCACAGCCUCUCCCUAGGCCUGAGGACACAGAGGGCUCACUGAACCCCAGAGAUGAAAGGCCUCCUCACACUGGCUUGGUUCCUGGCUUACAGUGUGCCUGCCGUGCCAGGGAGCUUGCUAGAACUGAAGUCCAUGAUCGAGAAGGUGACUGGGAAGAAUGCCCUGAUGCACUAUGGUUUCUAUGGCUGUUACUGUGGCUGGGGUGGCCAAGGGACCCCCAAGGAUGGCACUGAUUGGUGCUGUUGGAUGCAUGACCGCUGCUAUGGGCAGCUGGAGAGGAAAGGCUGCGAUACCCGAUCACAGUACUACAAUUACAGAGUCACACAGGGCCUGGUUACCUGCGAAUUCCAGUCUUUUUGCCCAAUGCAGCUCUGCUCCUGUGACCAGAAGCUUGUCUACUGCCUGAAGAGAAACCUGUGGAGCUACAAUCCUAAUUACCAGUAUUUUCCCAACGUCUUCUGCAGUUAGUCGCCCUCAGUGAGCAGCCACAGACAUCAUGCCACCUUGGCGACUGGUGUCAUCCUCUUCUACAGCACAGGGGUUGCCUUCUGCAAGAUGCUCAGACCUCAUUCUUUCUCUGAGUUCCAUUGGGGUGGGAGGAGCCCCAUGGCCACACUUCACCUUCUAGAGGAUCCUGAGAGAGUAACUCUGCUCAAUGACUUGGCAAGGUCCCAGGGACUCUGGGCCUCCACUUGUUUGGUCAGCCCCUCAGGAGGAGCCAGGGCUGCAUUUCGUUUUAAACUUCUGUGGUGAGAUUAUCACCAUCCCCUCCAGGGAAUUUUCACUCAAGUAGAAGCAAAUUGACUCCAUAAAUCUGCUACAUAGAUAUUAAAUAUAAUUCAUUCUCAAGGCUAAUAAAAACCACACAGCUAUUUUCUCUGCUGUGGAGGUUUGCCUGGGGCUCUUUCUCUGCCAUCAAACCCUAAGCCCAAAGUUAGUUGCAUUCACUCAGAGACAGAGGGAAAAUGAGUAACAGAGGGAGGAUUUUUGGAAUGGGCUUCAGGCCUUCUCUUGGGCUCAUUUCCUUUAACCUGGGCUCCUCCAAUCCAAGCGCUGGGUCUCACUCUUCCUCCAGAAGAUGUGGGGAAGAUAACUGGCAGCCCAUGUUCUGCCAACUUGGGCUUCUGGGCAGCAUCAAAUCCCAGAUGGCUUCUCCAGAGACAUGGCCUUGGGUCCAUUACUUAACUUCUCUGAUUUUCAAUCUCUUUGAAAAAGCAAUUGUCAUGUUCCUUGCAAGGUGAAUUGAGGCUCUUAACACCCAUUUUGAUGUGGAUUCAGGGGAUGCCAAGGCUCUGGGAUUUCAUUACACCAGAAUUUUUUUUUAAACUAGCAACUAUGGGGUUUAUUUUUACCAAGUAAGGACACUUAAAUGCCCAACUCAUCUAUCAAUUUACAAAAGAAAGGGCGUUCUGAUACCAAGACUACAGGCAGAAAGGUCAUAUUCCAAAACAAAAGAGAAUCCUUUCCAAGAAAGGAUAGUUGGCUUCUGUCCACUGACAUACCCAAAAAUAACCCCAUGAUAAAUGGGAUCUAUACUCACAAACUUUCA
Molecule: messenger RNA, 1584 nt
Organism: Heterocephalus glaber (naked mole-rat)
Lineage: Eukaryota; Metazoa; Chordata; Mammalia; Rodentia; Bathyergidae
Gene: Pla2g5
Product: phospholipase A2 group V
Biological process (GO): arachidonate secretion; lipid catabolic process; negative regulation of T cell proliferation
Molecular function (GO): calcium ion binding; phospholipid binding
Source: RefSeq, a predicted model, not a curated record